AUGAGAGUGUUGAACAGGCCAGCGCGAAAGUCACAUUAUGGGGCAUUGGAAGCUUCAGCAGAACCAGCAGAAUCGCUCAGAAAUCAGUCGUACUCGAAGACCUCGAAUUCUGAAGAAGCGGGCUGCGGGCAGACCCGACUGGCCAGACACGACCUGCGGGUCGGAUCCGUAAAGCUCAGUCGGGCGAUCGAAUUUCGGGUGACCGGCGUGAGGUGCCAAAAUACUUCUCUCUAUGAUUGGUAUUCAGCUGAGGGAAUAACUGCAUCCCUGAAGGCAGACGGCAAAUAUUUCACCCUCAACAACCAAAAGAUCCUAAUUCUCAGUGGGGCCAUUCAUUAUUAUCGUGUUCAUCCCGAAUACUGGCGAGAUCGACUACUAAAGCUCAAGGCUCUUGGUCUCAACACCGUGGAAACGUAUGUCCCCUGGAACUUGCACCAGCCGAUGCUGGAUACAUAUGAUUUCGGGACUGGAACUGAUCACAUGUCCCAGUUCUUGAACAUUACGAAUUUCCUUGAAAUCGCACAGGAACUGGGAUUAUUCGUUAUCCUUCGACUCGGGCCUUACAUCUGCUCCGAAUGGGAAUUCGGUGGCCUUCCCAGUUACCUGCUGGAGACGCAAGAGAAGUUGAGGAUUUCGGACGAGAAGUUCUUGAAAAUAGUUCAAGAUUUUUUAGAUGCUCUUUUUUUAACAGUUCCUUUAGUCAAGGAUUUUGUUUGGCGCAACGGAUCCACACCGUAUCCCAUCAUAGCUGUACAGGUGGAGAACGAAUAUGGUCGUUUCGGCUACGGUCUACCUGAUACAGUAUACUUGUCGACAAUACUGGCCAAGUUCAAAUCAAAAUUUGAAAAUGAAGAUCUGCUGUUUUUCACUUCUGACACCCCCUCAAUUUCUGGGACCCUUGGGGCCAUCCCAGAAGUGCUGAUGACGGCUAAAAUCCAAAACAAUUCCGGUGCGGAAUUGGACGAAUUGAUGAGGCUUCAACCCGACCGACCCCUGAUGGCGGCGGAAUUCUGGACUGGAUGGUUCGAUCAUUGGUUGGAGUCUCAUCAAGUUCGAGACACCAAAUGGUUCAGUGAGGAGCUGAGCGAGAUCCUGAGAAGAAAUGCAUCUGUGAACUUUUACAUGUUUCACGGAGGAACAAAUUUCGGAUUCAUGAACGGAGCAAAUGUCUUCGAUCACUGGCCUUAUUACGCACCUGAUGUCACGAGCAACGAUUUUGGUGCCCUGCUGUCAGAAGCUGGGGACUACACAGACAAGUACGAGGUGGCUGCAAGUAUUAUCAAUACGUUUUACAGCAAAGUAGAUGAACUGCCACCCCUUCAACAGUUGGAAAGCCAUGAGAGACCACCGGAAACCAACAAAACUGCUUAUGGCAAUGUCCCUAUGACUCAUUUCAUGAAAUUCCAAGACAUCAUCCUAGUCGUCGGCAAGGCGAAUGAACCAAGUAUUCCGGAAAAACCAUGGCCGAGCAUGGAAGAGCUAAGAAUAAAGCCCAUUGAUGAGACGAAAUUUAGAGGUCAACGAUAUGGUUUUAUCCUUUACCAACUCGAAGAUAAACCCGAACCAGGGGUAGUUCUUCGGGCCUCUGGGAAGAUCAAAGACAUGGCCUACGUCCUCGUCGAUGACAUCGUCGUCAAUCCCCCAUACAGUCUGCCUGAAGAUCUCAAGAAGUUCGGAUUCUGGGCCACAAGGGAAGCGGACUUUGUGAUCCCACAAGAGGGAACGCAUUUGGCCGUGAUGGUUGAGAACUUGGGUAGGAAUAACUUUGGGAAACCACACGAUUUUGAGCAGAGGAAAGGACUUCCUGACGGCCCCCUCAAAUUCAAUGGAGCUGAAGCGAAAAUCGACAAUAGCAAAAUUUUCGCCCUUGAGUUCACCAAGAAGGACUUGGAGGAGUGA
Molecule: messenger RNA, 1899 nt
Organism: Darwinula stevensoni
Lineage: Eukaryota; Metazoa; Arthropoda; Ostracoda; Podocopida; Darwinulidae
Source: the annotation of a GenBank genome assembly